Molecule: messenger RNA, 925 nt
Organism: Phalacrocorax carbo (great cormorant)
Lineage: Eukaryota; Metazoa; Chordata; Aves; Suliformes; Phalacrocoracidae
Source: RefSeq, a predicted model, not a curated record
GAGCGCCGGGGGGGGGGAACCGGGGGGGGGGGAGGCGGGGGGGGGCGGAGCGGCCCCGCGGGAGGUGCCGUCGGGGCUCCCGCUGACGCCCCCGCACGGGUCCCGCCGCUCGUCCCGCGCCAUGGGGCUGGGGCUGCUGCUGCUGCUGCUGCCCUGGGGAGCGCUGGGGAACAUGGGGGGCUCGGCAGGGGCCUGUGGCUGCACCCGCAGCUGGAUCAGGCAGCCCCCCCCCGGUGUGCACCUGCCCCACAUGGCCCGCCACGUGCUGCGAGCAGAGCCCUGCCCCAACCACAUCCUCAGGUUCAUGCUGCCCAAGUGGCGGCUCUGCGGGCUCCAGAACUCGCCGUGGGUUGUGGAGCUGCUGCACCUCUGGGAGCGCCAAGUGGCUCAGAGAGCCCUGGCCAGACUCCCGGCUACGGACAGACCCAUGGAUGGACCCUCAGCUACAGACAGACCCACAGACAGACCACCGGCUGAAGACGGACCCCUGGCCACAGAUGGACCCCCAGCCCGAUUCCCUGCCAGUCACCUGGCCCCACUGAGUCCCGCAGCCCCAGAGGGACCCCCACCUGGCCCCACAGAGAGAUGCAGCCCCAGCCCCCCAGCCUCGAGGCUGGGUGAGGGGCACGGGGAUGGGGGGCAGCUCCCGGGGGGUCCCCAGGCCUUGCUCCCCGCCCCCACAGGCUGGACCCACUGGGAGGCCAUGGGGCAGGACCCCCAGAUGCCACCCCCUUCCGUGGGGCAGGCUCCCCACUCCGUGGGGCUGGCCAUGGCCGUGGGGCUGGUAGCCAGCAUGGGCUUGGUCCUGGCCUUCUGGUGGGGCUGCCGGGGGGCAGGGAGAGGCAGGGGGGCAGGGGUCCUGCCCCCCACCCAAGGCCCUGCCGACUCUCUCCUGCCCCACAGACGUGGGGUACAGACCCUGUGA